UUUGGGAAAUCAAAACUUUGCUCCACGGGGUUAUUUGCACGACACGCCGUGGCUUCAAGACCUAAAACGAGUCAAGAAGAUUGAAGACCGACGGUCAUGCGGUCACUUCAUCCAGAAGACUGACAGCGAGUAAGAGCCUGUUGCCACACAAAGCUCAUUAUUGGAGAACUGCGGUCCUGUUUUCCCCUGACAUCGAGCGUACUACCAGUGACACCAGCCUGGCGGUAGAACAAUGGGGACACUGGUUACAUCACCGAGGAUGGCAUCUGUCAAUGAGGCAGUCCUGAGCCUCCCGGGAUGUAGAUUCAUGAUGGCUACCUGGAAGAUUUCUCAACCUCCAGAUCAUUAAACACAAGAGGUCUGAAGUGCUAUGGAGAGGGGCGACCGUGGCAGAGAUGGGAGGAGAAUGAAGAUGCGGCGAGACAGUGCCGUAAUGAAGACGCGACCCUCAAAGUGCUUCAAGAUAAUGAAGGAAAGAUAGUGAGAAGUAUCUGGAAGGCUGGAUUAUUUGCAGAAGAUGCUGUUGGGUAAUAGCAUGGAAGGAAACAUGCCAGCGUCCCUGCUUGAUUUGCCCCAAAAGUCGGUGUGUGAAGGAUGUCACCAGUUGAUCCGUGAUAAAUACCUGCUCCGCGUAAGUGACGGCUUCUGGCACGAACAAUGCGUCAAUUGUGCGGCUUGCAGGGAGCCCCUGAAAAACAGCUGCUUUCUGCGGGACAACAAACUUUACUGCAAGCGCGACUACGAGAACCUGUUUGCAGCUCGCUGCGGAGGCUGCUCGGGGGCCAUUGGGCCGUCGGAGCUGGUCAUGCGGGCCCGCGAGUCUGUCUACCACCUGCGCUGCUUCUGCUGCUGCGUGUGCGCGCGCCGCCUGCGGAAAGGCGACCGGUGCGUGCUGAGAGAUGGCCGGCUGCUCUGCGCCAGGGACUGCGGGGAGCCCGCCAGCCCAGCCACCUCCGACUCCGGUAAAAGUGAUGAGGAAGAGGACGGCCCUUUGAAGACGACCUGCGGAGGAAGCGGCGCUGAGGACGCUGACCCCAAACGCCCUAAACGCCCCAGGACGAUCCUGACCACCCAGCAAAGACGGGCCUUCAAAGCCUCCUUUGAGGUCUCUUCCAAACCCUGCCGAAAGGUGCGGGAGACCUUGGCAGCAGAGACGGGGCUGAGUGUGCGAGUCGUGCAGGUCUGGUUCCAGAACCAAAGAGCUAAGAUGAAGAAGCUGGCAAGGAGACAGCAGCAGCAACAACAGCAGCAACAGCCUCAAGAUCAGCACAACCCCCAAAGACAGCCAGCGCCCCCCUGUGGAAGCCUGAACCCCAGCAUGGACAGCCUGACCUCAUACUCCAGCCUGCAGCAGCAGCAGAUCAUUGCUCUGGAGCAGCAGGCCUAUAAAGCGGACCCCUUUCGACAAGGCCUCACUCCCCCCCAGAUGCCUGGGGACCACAUGCACCCCUUUGGAAGUGAAUACCACUGCUUGGAUGCUGACUCCCUCUGUCACCUUGGCGACUGCCUGUCCCCCCACGACCCCUCCUUUCUCAACCCCAUCGACCGCCUCUGCUCCAUGCAGGACUCCUACUUUGCGUCCUGAGUGCCCCAGGGCAGGUGGCCAGUGUCCCAUGGGGGAAGAGAGUGCACCUCUCUCGGGCCAAGCUUCGGAGGUAUCAGGCUGAAAAACAUUUCCCUCUGUUGUACGGAACAGAAAAGACUCAUCAGGGGCUCGCGGACGGCGACCACCGGGGAGGGUCAACCCACGUGAAAACCCAUGAAACCAGACUGAAAGGAUCUUGCACUGUUUCCACAACAGACGUUUUGGCGAAGCCCCCAGUAUGCGAUUUAGAAACGUUUCACCCAGCGCUGGAGGGAAACACGGCAUAUGCUGUAAAUAACUCCUCUGUAUUUAUAAACAUUGUAUGACAUUAGCUAUAGGCAGGUUUGGGGCAGUUGGAUCAUUAAAUCACAGGUAGUACUGGUAGUUUAGGGUAACGCCUCCCAGCCUUUUGAUGACCGUGGACCAGUAAAACUUGUAAAUAUGGGUAAGGAGGGGGGGGGGGGGUACUGGUUGUAAAACUUUUUGACCAGUGGGCAGGAUGGGUGUCAAGCGAUGGACCAGAUAAAUUUAGCUGUUCUCAUUUUUUUUUCAGAUGCCAUCAGAAUGUUUGAACAUCAGGAGUCGUAAAAAUGGCUUGGGUUGAAAAUAUAUUGAUUGUUUUGGGAAAUAAACCCAUCACACCCGCAAACCCCCAGCAUUCUGCGGGCCGGUGGAAUUGGGGAUUUAAUGAGCGUCAGUCUCGACUGGGCUGGAAAGCCGCAGAAAAGCUGGGGAGCUGGACCAUGUGCCCUUUGGAAUCCCCCCCCCCCCGGUAUGUAGAGAGUCAGGUAGCAUCCCACAGAGUCACCUGAGAGCAGGGAGAGCGUGGUGCCGGUCACAGUUGGAGGGGCAGCGGCCAGCCCUGGAGGGUGGGGGGGGGGCGGGGCUCUCAGUGCAGGUAAUCUAACGCCAGGCUGGUAAUGUGCAGGUUAGCCACACGUGACGGAGCGCAGAAAAUGGAGAUACCAGCACGGGUUCGGUCCAAGGUCAGGAGCCCAAUCUGAGCAUUUUACUCUGCAUGCGACUCCCCCACGUUGGCCCAGAGCAGGCAACUCUUACUGACUCACA
Messenger RNA from Paramormyrops kingsleyae, 2653 nucleotides. RefSeq names its product LIM homeobox transcription factor 1, alpha (gene lmx1a). Gene Ontology annotation, cellular component: nucleus. The record is from RefSeq and is a predicted model, not a curated record. NCBI's taxonomy places the organism in Eukaryota, Metazoa, Chordata, Actinopteri, Osteoglossiformes, Mormyridae. Gene Ontology annotation, molecular function: RNA polymerase II transcription regulatory region sequence-specific DNA binding; DNA-binding transcription factor activity, RNA polymerase II-specific. Gene Ontology annotation, biological process: neuron differentiation; regulation of transcription by RNA polymerase II.